Messenger RNA from Aspergillus viridinutans, 1812 nucleotides. Its product is annotated as pseudouridine synthase DEG1. The coding region runs from base 1 to 1812 and encodes 603 amino acids. Gene Ontology annotation, cellular component: nucleus; cytoplasm. NCBI's taxonomy places the organism in Eukaryota, Fungi, Ascomycota, Eurotiomycetes, Eurotiales, Aspergillaceae. The record is from RefSeq and is a predicted model, not a curated record. Gene Ontology annotation, biological process: mRNA pseudouridine synthesis; tRNA pseudouridine synthesis. The transcript has a single exon. Gene Ontology annotation, molecular function: pseudouridine synthase activity; RNA binding.
AUGCCUGGCCCCGCGGAUGCGCCUCCCGAAGGCCAACCAGACUAUUCAACCUGGACGACCCCCAGUCUAAUUGCACGGAUCACAGAGUUGGAGCGCCAGCUUCACUCCCGAAACACCGAGUAUGCUGCUCUGCCGUCUAAGGGUGUUAGUGAGGUCCCACCCUCUGAGCAUCCGGCGACAGACACACGAGGGCUUGUUCCCGCCAAAGCAGGGAAGCAAAAGAGACCUCUAUCGCCUGAAGAUGACAUUACUCACAGAAGAGCGCCUACCCGUCCUCCGAAGCAACCUCGAGAGAUCGACCCAUCCAAAUACAAUACUCGCUUCAUAGCGCUGAAAUUCGCGUAUCUGGGACAGCGCUACAAUGGUUUGGAGCAUGCGAAUGGGAAUGUCACGCCUCUACCCACCAUCGAAGAGGAGCUGUGGAAGGCCAUGCGGAGGACUCGGUUGAUAUUCCCCAAGAACGCGGAGGCCUUUGAUGAUUCUCGGGCCCCCAGGAAAUUGAAACCUUACGCAAUCAGCUGGGAGGGCUGCGAUUACUCAAAGGCCGGGCGCACUGAUCGUGGUGUGAGUGCCUUUGGUCAGGUCAUUGGAAUUAGAGUACGAAGCGCGAGGCCUAAACGGCCGGAUGCGGAGGCAACGUCCGAUGUUGAGAUGACAUCCGGCGCCCAUGCCGGCGAAAAUUGGGAUGACAUUGCAGAUGAAAUACCCUAUAUAAGUAUGCUGAACAGAGUGCUUCCAGACGAUAUCCGCAUUCUAGCCUGGUGCCCCAACCCCCCUCCAGGUUUCGACGCUCGUUUCUCGUGUCGAGAACGCCAGUACAAAUAUUUCUUUACCCAGCCUGCUUUCUCUCCAACGCCAGGGCCCCUGGGUUUUGCUAUGCGGACAUCAGGUGACAAGAGUGCCUCUGCACAGUUACGGGAAGGCUGGUUGGACAUCGAUGCCAUGCGAGAAGCUGCCAAGUACUUCGAAGGAGUGCACGACUUUCGGAAUUUCUGCAAGCUCGACACAAGCAAGCAGAUCGAGAACUUUGAAAGGAUCAUCUACCAUGCAGACAUCGAGCUCCUCGAUCCAAAAGAUCACCCUUUGGGCUAUGUGAACCAGCCCGGCUUCCAAGCUCUCCAGAAUGCCGCUCCCGCAACGGACGCCGAAUUACAAACAAUCACAAGGUCGGCCGCUGCUAAGGUGUAUGUAUUCAAUCUGCACGGGUCUGCCUUCCUAUGGCAUCAAGUACGGCACAUGGUGAGCAUCCUUUUCCUGGUCGGCCAGGGACUGGAGCCUCCAACUAUUGUACGUGAUCUGCUGGACGUGUCGAAAAACCCCUGCAAACCAACGUACGAAAUGGCGUCUGAUGCCCCGCUGGUCCUCUGGGAUUGUAUCUUCCCAGACGAGGCAAGUGGCAGCCGUAAAGAUGCAUUGAACUGGAUCUACGCUGGAGAUCCCAGGCAGUCCAAGAGCCAACUAGGCAAGGGCAGCGGCAAGUUCGGUGUUGGAGGAGUAGUGGAUGGACUUUGGUCCGUUUGGAGACAGCGGAAGAUGGACGAGAUUUUGGCAGGCGCGCUGCUAGACCUAGCUGUUAGCCAGGGUGACCAAACAGUUAUCAGCGGCGAAGGAUCCCAUGAUCCCGUUUCAGAGAAAGAGAAUCGGGGACAAAAGGUUUUCUAUGGCGCCAAUGAACCCAGAAUGGGCGGCAAAUAUGUGCCCGUCAUGCAGAAGCGGAGGACAGAGCCUGUGGAGGUUCAGAACGCCAGGUGGCUUGCGGCAAAGCAGCGAAAAGUUGAGAAGGCUCUGGAGCCUGCGCAUGGGGGUGAUUAG